UUAUGACAAAUCGGGAAAUACACGAGCUCCGCGUUGUUCAAGCGCGUCCUGCGCGGCACGCUGGGCGUUCACGACAGCGACGAGCGCGUUUGAGGCAGCACUAUGAAAUCGCAAAAUUAUUAGCAAGUUUUAAUAGCAAAAACAUUAAAUGCACAAAAAAACGGGCGGGGAGACGAGGUAAAGAACAUAUACUGCAAAAGGACAGAUCCCCUCCCAGCUGAAGAUACUGCUAUAUCCCUAUCAUUCUCAAACUCCCAAGAAACUUUGGAGUACAAUGUACACUCUGGUGAAGACGGAGAUGGUUGAAGAGAAGAAAGAAGACAUUAGAGAUCCAGAACCGUCCAGAAUUAAAGAUGAAGACACCCAGGAACAAACAGACAUAAAAGAAGAAAGUGAAGAACCGGAUGAGGCGGAGGAGAAACGCGAGAAUCCGGAUACUUUCGUACCCGAAGAGCCUCGAAGAACCGAAGCCAAAAACACGUGCUCUCAGUGCGGAAAGAGUUUCACGCGGCGGGACAGCCUUAAGGUGCACCUCCGAAUUCACACGGGAGAGAAACCGUUCAGCUGCGGCCACUGCGAGAAGAGCUUCAUACGCAAAGCCAGCCUGAAAUGCCACCAGCGCAUUCACACCGGCGAGAAACCGUACGCCUGCCAUCAGUGCGGGAAGCGCUUCACCUUCAAGAACAACCUCAAGGCCCACGUGAGCGUCCACUCCAGGGAGAAGCUGUUCGUCUGCCCUCAGUGCGGAAAGACCUUAACGUGUAGGAAAGGCCUGAAGGAUCACGUACGCGUUCACACCGGAGAGAAGCCUUUCAAAUGCCGCCACUGCGCGAAGAGCUUUAAAUGGGCGCACAGUCUCAGCAAUCACCUCUACACGCAUUCGGGGGUGAAGCCUUUUAAUUGCGUCCACUGCGGAGAGAGUUUCGCGUCGUCGUCCGUCCUGAAAAACCACCUGAAGGUGCACGCCAGCGAGAGGCCGUACGUGUGCUCUUCGUGCGGGAAGAGUUUUAUAUGGCCGGGCAAUUAUAAAGAGCACCAGAAGAGACACCGAGGGGAGAGGGAUCACGCGUGCUUCGAGUGCGGCAAGACGUUCACCACGGCCAAGCGGCUGAAGGAGCACCGGAGGACACACACCGGGGAGAAACCCUACAAGUGCUCGCACUGCGACAAGAGCUUCGCCCAGUCCGGAUCGCUGAAGGUCCACGAGCGGGUUCACACCGGGGAGAAGCCGUACCACUGUCCCUCGUGCGCCAGGAGCUUCUCGCAGCUGACCAAUCUCAUCACGCACAUCAAAAAACACUGUAAGGGACACUCGAGGGACAUUAACAUCUGAAGAACCCGUCUCUUUUUGGCGAAAGAAAGUUCACGUUAAACUGAACGGUUCUUCUGUGGAGAAUCGUCGCCGGGUGAAGCACCUUGAGGGUUGAUUCAGACAGAAAUUAGAAAAGGAAAAGGCAUGUUUCAUUCACCCCCAAGCCAUCCCAGCCGUAUUUGACUUUCUUCUUUCGGACGAACGCAGUCUGAGGUUUUAAAAACUGAUCCUGGCUCUUCAGAGCUUGGCAAUGCUGCUGGAUAGCGGCCAUUAUUUUCAAGCCUCGUAAAUCGGAUAUAUAUACGUCGUGAAGCUAACAUAUGCGCCUUCGGGGGGUUUUCACGUGUUCUUUGAAGCAGAUAGAUGGGUUUUUUGUGACAAAAGUAUUGUGACUUUUUGAUGCAUUCUGGGCGCUCUCUGACCCUUCGUAGAAAGCAAUGCCGUUAACACGAUCGAGGCUCAGAAACGUAGCAAGGGCAGAAUUUUCUUUAUUGGGUGAGCUAUCGCUUUAAGAGAGAAGGCCGAAUUCAACACUUUUAAAACGUUAAAUGUUUCUUGUGCUCACCGUGACUGCAUUUAUUUGCUCAAAAAUACGUGUGAAAUGUAGUAAGAAUUCAAAAUAAGUGUUUUCUACGUGAAUGUAUCGUAAAAUGUAAUUUAUUUAUGCUAUUUUCAGCCUCAUUACUCCGGUCUUCAGCGUCACGUUAUCCUCCAUCCUCUGAUUGGCUUCAUUUAUUUUUGAUCUACCUGGUGAGCAUACGAGACAUCUCCAAAAAAUCGUAAUCGUUUAUCUGUUAAGUAUAUUUUUGGAUAAACAAAACAAGGCGAUUUCCAUCAUGCCACGUUUUCUCCCGUCACUGCAGACUCCAUGCCAUUCAUUAAUUGGCUCUGUCUUCAUGCUUUUUCAUUUUCAUGAUGAAUAAUUAUGUAAAAUCUCGCAAGAUAUUGUAUCAAGUGACCUCUUUUAUGUAUUCAUAAAAACAUAAAUAAAACAACAUUAUAAUGAUCUGCAGAUUGUGUAUGAAUUGCGAUCAUUGUUAUAUAGAAAGACAAAGAAUUAAACACAUUUAUUUAAAGUAAUCAGAAUGUAAACACUUGCAA
Puntigrus tetrazona (Sumatra barb) is the source of this 2413-nucleotide messenger RNA. Its product is annotated as gastrula zinc finger protein XlCGF8.2DB. NCBI's taxonomy places the organism in Eukaryota, Metazoa, Chordata, Actinopteri, Cypriniformes, Cyprinidae. Gene Ontology annotation, cellular component: nucleus. The record is from RefSeq and is a predicted model, not a curated record. Gene Ontology annotation, biological process: regulation of transcription by RNA polymerase II. The transcript is spliced from 3 exons. Gene Ontology annotation, molecular function: RNA polymerase II cis-regulatory region sequence-specific DNA binding; DNA-binding transcription activator activity, RNA polymerase II-specific. Bases 275 to 1333 code for a protein of 352 amino acids.